Molecule: messenger RNA, 5658 nt
Organism: Amphibalanus amphitrite
Lineage: Eukaryota; Metazoa; Arthropoda; Thecostraca; Balanomorpha; Balanidae
Exons: 1
Coding region: 1-5658 (1885 amino acids)
Biological process (GO): proteolysis; DNA integration
Molecular function (GO): aspartic-type endopeptidase activity; nucleic acid binding
Source: RefSeq, a predicted model, not a curated record
AUGGUGGCGCCGGGGCCUCCGGCGGCUGGAGACGCCUUCGGUGGGCGGCCGGCGGCGGCGGCUGGUGGCUGGCCUGCUGUGGCGGGCGGCCAGACUGGCCUGAUGGUGGCGUCGGGACCUGCGGCGGCUGAGGACGACCUCGGUGGGCGGUCGGCGGCGGCGGUUGGUGGCUGGCCUGCUGCGGCGGGCGGCCAGACCGGCCUGAUGGUGGCGCCGGGAGCACUGACGGCUAGGGACGCCUUCGGUGGACGGCCCGCGGCGGCGGCUGGUGGUUGGUCCGCUGUGUCGGCUGGUGGCUGGCCUGCGGCGGCGGCCGGCCAGACCGGCCUGAUGGUGGCGCCGGGGCCUCCGGCGGCUGGAGACGCCUUCGGUGGGCGGCCGGCGGCGGCGGCUGGUGGCUGGCCUGCUGUGGCGGGCGGCCAGACUGGCCUGAUGGUGGCGUCGGGACCUGCGGCGGCUGUGGACGACCUCGAUGGGCGGUCGGCGGCGGCGGUUGGUGGCUGGUCUGCUGCGGCGGGCGGCCAGACCGGCCUGAUGGUGGCGCCGGGGCCUCCGGCGGCUGGAGACGCCUUCGGUGGGCGGCCCGCGGCGGCGGCUGGUGGCUGGCCUGCUGUGGCGGGCGGCCAGACUGGCCUGAUGGUGGCGUCGGGACCUGCGGCGGCUGUGGACGACCUCGAUGGGCGGUCGGCGGCGGCGGUUGGUGGCUGGCCUGCUGCGGCGGGCGGCCAGACCGGCCUGAUGGCGGCGCCGGGGCCUCCGGCGGCUGGAGACGCCUUCGGUGGGCGGCCCGCGGCGGCGGCUGGUGGUUGGUCCGCUGUGUCUGGCGGCCCGACCGACACCUUCGCUGGGCGGCCGGCGGCUGUGGCUGGUGGAUGGGCUGCUGUGGCGGGCGGCCAAACCGGCCUGAUGGUGACGCCGGAACCCGCGGCGGCUGAAGACGACCUCGGUGGGCGGUCGACGGCGGUGGCUGGUGGUUGGCCUGCUGCGGCGGGCGGCCAGACCGACCACACCGGCCUGCCGCCGGCGACUGGGGACACCUUCGGUGGGAGACCGUCUGCUGCGGCGAUCGGUCCGCCUGUGGCAUCGAGUGGACCUGUGCACGGGGAGGUGAUUCGUGAACUUCCGUCGGGGCGGCUUUCCGGGGCAGAGCGUGGUGACCUGGUGGGUCUUCGGGUGAGUACAGCUACAGUGUCCGCUUCUUCGCCCCCGUCGUUCACUUUUGCGAGAUGUGAACAGCCUCUAGUUGCCGAACCUGAGGACCGAGCGCCGGACUCAGUGAAGGAUGCUCGUGAUGGGUUGGUGGAAGAGCGGGUACAUACCUCUGUGUCAGGGUCUGGCUCUAAAGCGGGGGGCGGAAUCGCUCGUGUCAUUGGGCUCAGGUCCUCGGCUGGGGCAGCAGGUGGCUGCCGGAGUGCGACGGCGGGAUAUGUGCCCUCUCAGACUGUCUCCGGUUCUUCGGGGUUGGGUUCAGUGGCUUGUAGCGGGGGACGGUCGGUUGGGACACGAGCGGUGUGCGGCAGGGGAAUUCUUCGUGUAGUGGGACUAAAUUCAUCAGUUGGCAUGUGUGGGAAUGAGUCCGACACGGCAGUGAAAGCGGGGACUGACUGCGAGAUUUUUGUUACUGGCGCUCUGGCCCACAAAUCGGUACAGUGGCUGCUGGACACGGGUGCUCAGUGCACCGUCGUGUCGGAGGAUGUCGUGAGGGACCUAGAUCUCGCGGAGGUGGUGCCAGAGCGCUCUCCGGUAACCGUGGACGGGAGUGCGAUGCCGUUGGUAAAAGUGGUGUCAUGCGACGUGACAGUGGGUGGAAAGACUGUGCGUGACCACCCCAUCUAUGUCGUUAGGAACUUAGACCCUCACUGCCUGUUAGGUAUGGAUGUGUUAGAGCGUAUGGGAUCACACGUGUCGAUUGACUUGCGAAAAAAGGUUGCAACCGUGCGGCGUUGUCAAGUUUUGGCUGAUGCUGGUCGUGUCAAAAUGUCUCAUUCGGUGUGCAUUCCUCCUAAACAUGAAGCCGUUCUAUUGUGCUGUGUCCCCGAUACGGUCGCAGUUGGAGAUACUGUGGUAACUGAACACUCACCAGUGCUGUCAGAUAAGUUUGGGAUCAUGUCGGCUGCCGGUGUCGCAGUGGUGGGUGAGUCACGCACUAUACCCGUUAGAGUGGUGAACCCAUCAGAGCGAGGAAUCCUUCUUCCCGCUCAAACAGAGGUUGCGAUGAUAGCAGAGAACGCUGCGCUACGUGAGGUGGAUCACAUUACGAGUAAGGAGGAGGCUAAAGUCAGGCUCCUGGGAGUCGAUGAUACUGCUGUCACUGCUUGGGUAGAGAGAAUGGUGAGCAAAUCUGAUUUAGUGAGUGACGCAGACAAAAAUGUGUUUCGAGACUUGUUGCUAAAGAAUGUUCACGCUUUUUCACUGAACGGGGAGCUGGGACAAUGUAAUCUGGUGACACACUCGAUUCCUCUGAAGGAGUCCGCUCGUCCGCUUACUCAGCCACCCAGACGGCUUUCCUACCACCAGCGCGGAGGGGUGGAAACUGCUGUGAGGGACAUGUGGCAACAGGGGGUAAUAAGACCCAGCUCUUCGCCGUGGUCUUCUCCCAUCGUGCCCGUUCUUAAGAAGGAUGGGUCACUAAGGCUUUGUGUGGACUAUAGACGGCUGAAUGAUGUGACUCACGGAGACGCCCACCCAAUCCCGCGGGUGGAUGACUGCUUGGACUCUCUUUCUGGCGCGGUGUGGUUCCACACGUUAGAUUUGCGAUCCGGGUACUGGCAACAGGGGUUAGAGGAAGGGGACAAGGAGAAGACGGCCUUCUCCACUCACUUGGGGCUAUUUGAAUUUAACAGGAUGCCGUUCGGGCUGAAAGGGGCACCUGCUUCAUUUCAGCGCCUGAUGAUGGCCGUGUUGGCCGGUCUCACGUGGAGAGAGUGCCUAGUUUAUUUAGACGAUAUAGUGGUCUUUGGGAAGUCUUUCGGUGAGUCUCUGCAGCGUCUUGAGCAUGUCCUCGAGGCGAUAAGCGAUAGCGGUCUUAAGCUUCACCCAGAGAAGUGUGUUAUGUUUAAACGGGAAGUCAAAUUUUUGGGGCAUGUGAUCAACGAAGGAGGAAUAAGUACAGACCCAGAAAAGGUUAGGGUAGUGCAGGAGUAUCCCCGUCCAGCCAGUGUCCAUGAGGUCAGACAGUUCGUGGGACUUGCCAGCUACUUCCGUAAGUUUAUUCCGUCUUUUUCGGAGGUAGCAAAGCCCUUAUUGAGGCUGACAGAGGCGAAGGCACGCUUUCAAUGGGACGAUUCUUGCGAAGAGUCGUUCCUCGCGUUGAAGGGCUUUCUUAUCAGUGCUCCGGUGCUCGCCUUUCCAGAUUUCCAAAAGGAUUUUGUUCUUACAACAGACGCCAGCACUGUCGGCAUAGGAGCUGUGCUGAGUCAGCGGGUGGACGGGCUGGAGCGACCCGUGGCCUACGCCAGCAGGUGCCUGUCAAAGGCCGAGAUGUCAUACAGUGUUACUGAGAGGGAAUGUUUGGCAGUUGUUUGGGCGGUCCGCCACUUCUCAGUUUAUCUCCAAGGGAGAUCAUUUACGCUUAUUACCGAUCACUGUCCACUUACCUAUCUCCGAUCCUGCAAGGAUCCUCGAGGGCGACUGGCUCGGUGGAUCUUGGAACUGGAACAGUACUCGUAUACCAUGGUGUACAAAGCUGGACGGAAGAUAGGCCAUGCUGAUGCUCUGUCUCGGGCCGUUCGCGAGGUACACUUACGCUCAGAUACGCAGGACUUGUUGCGUCUCCAGAUGUCAGACGCUGACUUCUUGAUGAUCGCAUCGUGUCUUGCGAGCGGUCUCCCGUGUCCAUCGGACGCCUCCUCGGUGGUAAAGUUCUAUCUGAGUCGCCGUGACUCGUUGGAGGUUGAUCGGGGGACGGGACUUCUGUUCACGACGCACGAGGGCCAUCGCCAGUUGUUGGUGCCUCCGGCGGGUGUCCGCCAGGUGCUGCAUGAGAGUCAUGACACACAGUGUUCGGGACACUUGGGCAUCGACAAGACGUUGUCCCGUCUUAGGGAUCGGUUUCAUUGGCCAUCCAUGGCUCGGGAUGUCGCGACGUACGUGAAGUCGUGCGUUCCAUGUAGCCAGAGAAAGAGUCCGGCACCUCAACCCCGGGCGUCUUUUGGCAAGAUGCCCGUGCCAAGUGGUCCCUGGCAGUGGGUGUCAGUCGAUGUGACCGGACCUUUCCCUGUGACUGCGGAUGGCAAUCGAUACAUCCUGGUGGUGACAUGUGGGUUCUCGAAGUGGGUGGAGGCGUUUUCUAUGCCAAACCAGGAGGCUGGUACGGUGGCACGUAUUCUGGUUGACCGCCUCUUCUGUAGGUACGGCUGCCCAGAAACCAUUCAUUCUGACCAAGGUCGGAACUUCGAAUCUCGCUUGUUUCAGGAAGUGUGCAAACACAUGGGUAUUUCAAAAACAAGGACCUCGGCUUACCAUCCCCAGGGGAAUGGCCAGGUUGAAAGAUUCAACCGUACGCUCUGUUCGAUGCUUUCCAUGUUCGUGAGUGGGGACCAGAGGAACUGGGAUGAGGUCCUCCCAAAGGUUGUGUUCGCAUACAACACGAGCGUGCACAAGUCUACGAACAUGACGCCCUUUUCAGUUUUCUUUGGUCGGUCAGCUCGUCUUCCGUUGGACGUCGUUUGUCAUGCUGACAAAUGUCCAGCAGCGCCAGUAGCGUGCGGUGUCGAUCAGAACCAGAUUCGAGAGAAGGUGGGCAAAGCAAUCCAAGAGGCAGCAGCUUUGAGGGCAGCGAGUCGGACCGAUCAGGUCAACCAGUUGACUUACCAGGUGGGUGAUUUCAUAUGGGUCCACAAACCGGUUAGGACUGUCGGAAAGUCCCCCAAGCUGCAGCGGCCGUGGUCGGGCCCGUUCAUGGUCAUGGAGAUCUUGUCUCCCCAGUCCUAUCGCGUGAAAGAAGAGGGCAGCCGGAAGUCGUUUGUUGUUCAUCAUGACCGUAUAAAGCCAUGCACGUGUAGGGAAGAUGACGGCUACGUGGUCUUGGCACAGUCACCGGAGAUCCCUCACGAUGCCUCCACUGGUGGUGCUGGGCAUUCACCGUUGUCAGAUGGUGAGCCUGAGGUCCCUGGCGCUCAGUCGGAUUCGGAUGGUGAGAUCCCUGGCGCUCGGUCGGAUACCGGUGCCACGCGUGCGCGUCCAUCGGGGGCUGGACCGGCGCAUGAUAGCGACUUGGAGUUGACUGUCCCACAGUUGACUGUGAUGGGUUCUGUGCCCUCAACUGCAGUCGGGGUGCCUGAAGACUCGACUGACGGUCGUGUUCAGGCUGUUGUGGACGCGGGGCGGACGGAGCUUCCUCGAGAUGACGAAGGGACCGGUGGUUCGUCACCUGUGACUGGAGCCACGCCGGUAGCUAGAUGCGGGGGGUCUGAUCACGACGAGCCCGGGUUAGCGUUGAUUGGGGAGGGGGCUGUGGUUAGGCGCCGAGAGGAUAAUAGAGACGCUGCGGAGACUCAACCGGGGGAAGCUGAAUCUGUGCCCGAAGCUGUAGGAGAGGGUGGAGGGACUGAUUCUCACUCAUCGGUGAGCGAAUCCCGUCCCGUUACUGAUGUACCAAGGAGGGGGACAAGGAGCAGGGCGUGUCCAGACCGGUUUGGAGAAUGGAUUUAUUUCUGA